CCUGGUGGCAGAACUGCACAUUCUAGGUUUUCUAUUCCAAUUUCUAUAAAAGAGAGUUCAACUUGCAAUGUAUCACAAGGUUCUUUAAAGGCAGAGUUGUUACAAAAAACAAGUUUGAUCAUAUGGGAUGAAGCACCCAUGCUCAAUAAAUGGUGUUUUGAAGCAUUGGACCGGACUUUAAAUGAUAUAAUGAAGUCGCAUCAAAGUGUUGAUAGUGGCAUGCCUUUUGGGGGUAAAGUGGUGGUUUUGGGUGGAGAUUUUAGGCAAAUUUUGCCAGUUAUUCAGAAAGGAAGUCGUUCUGAAAUUGUUAGUGCCACAAUCAAUUCGUCUUAUCUUUGGAAGCAAUGUCAUGUGCUAAAACUUACCAAAAACAUGAGGCUUAUUAGCUCAAAAUGUCAUGAUGAAAAGAUUGAAAUUAAAAGGUUUGCUGACUGGCUAUUAGACAUUGGUGACGGAAAGGUGAAUACAAUUGAUGCAGAAGAUUCUACAAUUCAGAUUCCAGAUGAUCUUCUUAUUCUUGACUCUGAUAAUCCAAUUCAAAGUUUGAUUGACUUUGCUUACCCUCAAAUGCUGCAAAAUUUGAAUGAAAAGAAUUACAAAUUCUUUGAAGAUAGGGCUAUUUUGGCUCCUACAUUAGAAAGUGUAGAAAUUAUUAAUACUGAAAUGCUAGGUAAAAUUCCAGGUGAGAUUAAAGAAUAUUUGAGUUGUGAUACAACUUGCAGGUCAGAUGAAGACUCAGAGGUCGAAGCAGAAUGGUUCACAACUGAGUUCCUCAAUAAUAUUCAAUGUUCCGGUAUACCAAAUCACAAAUUGAGUUUGAAAGUGGGUGUCCCUAUUAUGUUGUUGCGCAACAUUGACCAAGCAGGUGGACUUUGUAAUGGUACUAGAAUGAUUGUUAAAGAUAUGGGAAAAAAUGUUAUUGUUGCCAAUGUAGUAUCAGGGAAGCAGUUAGGUGAGAAGGUUCUUAUAUCAAGAAUGGAUUUAGUACCUACAGACUCUGGUUUACCAUUUAAAUUUGUCAGGAGACAGUUUCCCAUUGCUUUAUGUUUUGCAAUGACGAUUAAUAAAAGUCAAGGUCAGACGCUUUCUCAUGUCGGUUUGUAUUUGCCUAAGCCAGUAUUUACUCAUGGACAGUUAUAUGUUGCCUUAUCAAGAGUAAAGUCCAGAAAAGGUCUCAAAAUUUUAUUGUUAGAUGAAGAUGGAUUAAUCUCAAAGGUCACCAAAAAUGUGGUAUACAAUGAAGUUUUUCAAAACGUUUGA
Lotus japonicus is the source of this 1260-nucleotide messenger RNA. RefSeq lists its product as uncharacterized. The record is from RefSeq and is a predicted model, not a curated record. The transcript has a single exon. Gene Ontology annotation, biological process: telomere maintenance; DNA repair. Lineage: Eukaryota; Viridiplantae; Streptophyta; Magnoliopsida; Fabales; Fabaceae. Gene Ontology annotation, molecular function: DNA helicase activity. Bases 139 to 1260 code for a protein of 373 amino acids.